Molecule: messenger RNA, 846 nt
Organism: Frankliniella occidentalis (western flower thrips)
Lineage: Eukaryota; Metazoa; Arthropoda; Insecta; Thysanoptera; Thripidae
Gene: PDCD-5
Product: programmed cell death protein 5
Exons: 4
Coding region: 102-503 (133 amino acids)
Cellular component (GO): cytosol; nucleus
Molecular function (GO): DNA binding
Source: RefSeq, a predicted model, not a curated record
CCGAACGGCGCCGGACCGGACCGGACGACAGUUUCCUGAGGGCACUGAUCGGAUCAACUGAUGCUCAUUUUUGAUUUGGAUAUUUCCGACAAAUUCUUUUGAUGAUGGAGGACUCUGAUUUGGAUGAAAUUCGUGCACAGAGGCUUGCUCAGCUUCAGUCUCAAUAUGGGAGUGGACCUGCUGGCCAACCAGGAAAUCCAAAUCAACAAAAAGUUGCAGAAGAGCGGAAACGAGAAGUUGAUGACAUGAAAAACUCAAUCUUAUCACAAGUUCUUGAUCAAUCAGCAAGAGCGAGAUUAAACACUCUUAUGCUUGGCAAGCCAGAGAAAGGUCGUAUGGUGGAAAAUAUGAUUCUUCAAAUGGCACAAUCUGGACAGCUUCGUUCAAAAUUAGGAGAAGAGGAGCUAAUUGGAUUGUUGGAGAGAGUAGGGUCUCAGAAAAGUACAACAGUGAAGUUUGAUAGAAGACGAGCUGCCCUUGACUCCGACGAUGAUGAUCUGUGAUAGUUCAUAGUAAACUGUAACUUGUGUGCAGUCUGUUAAGAGGGAAUGGUAAAAGAGUGAAGGGUGCCUUAAUCUAAUUUAUAAAUCAGUAAACUAAUUUUUACUUGUAAACAUAACACCUUAAGUCCUCUCUUCCUUAAUAAAAGAAAACAAAAGUCCAACUUCAAUGUUAAUUUUGAGUAAUUAAUUGUUCAGAAUUUGUAACCGGGGCUUUCUUUUUUCUUUUGAAUAAUUUUACUUAAGCAGCAAUUUAUUUAAAAAAUGAACUGCAUAUGAUGCAAAUUUAUGAAAUAUUUUGUGUUAACCUUCUAAUAAAUUAACUUAAUAAAUAACUAGAGCUGUA